Messenger RNA from Aspergillus calidoustus, 1563 nucleotides. The record is from the annotation of a GenBank genome assembly. NCBI's taxonomy places the organism in Eukaryota, Fungi, Ascomycota, Eurotiomycetes, Eurotiales, Aspergillaceae.
AUGCCCUCCAUCCAUGACCGUGAGAAUGACCUGGCCGACGAGAAGGAGUGCAGCUCCGAGAACGUGGAGAACUAUGCCGUCGUCACCACCAUCGACAACAUUCAAGUCCUCGGUCUCCGGUCUGAAGAUGCCGACUUUUAUCGCAGCUUUCCGCCGGAGAGAAGGAAGAAGCUACUUCAGAAGAUCGACAUCAGGCUGAUUCCCAUGCUUGCCACUCUAUACCUCAUUUCUCACCUUGAUAGAGCCAAUAUCGGAAAUGCAAAGAUCCUGGGACUGACGGAAGACCUCGGCCUGAGCGGAAUUCAGUACAACAUUGCUCUUAGCCUCUUCUUUAUCCCUUAUGUUCUGCUGGAGGUUCCGAGCAACAUCCUGCUCAAGCGUUUCAGCCGGCCAUCGGCCUAUCUGGGCACCUUGAUUGUCAGCUGGGGCACGAUUAUGACGCUGACUGGUGUCGUUCAAAACUUUGGAGGGUUGUUGACCAUGCGCCUCUUGCUGGGGAUCUUCGAAGCAGGAUUCUUCCCUGGAUCCGUGUAUUUGUGUUCCCUCUGGUACAUGCCUCGAGAACUCGGCACGCGCGUGGCCUCAUUCUUCUGCGCCAGUGCGCUGUCAGGUGCGUUUUCCGGUCUUCUCGCGGCCGGAAUUGGCGAGAUGGAUGGUGUAGGUGGAUACGAGGGCUGGCGCUGGAUCUUCCUCAUUGAAGGUCUGAUCACGGUUGCUCUGGGAGUGGCAUGUUUCUUCCUGCUUAUAGAUUCCCCGCGGCUAUCGACCCGGUGGCUGGACCAGGACGAGAUUCGGUAUCUGGAGAUACAGCACUUUAUCAAGGAAGGGGGGCAGUUCAAAGAGGAGCAUGACAAGACCACAUUCAAGGACGUCUUGGGCGUGUUGAAGAACUGGAGGCUGUAUCUCGCUGCAUAUGUCAUGCUCUGCCAGUGUGCCUGCAACUACGGAACGAAAUUCACCCUCCCCACCGUAACAAAAGCAAUGGGCUUCCAAAACACCGCCGCCCAACUCAUGACGGUGCCCCCCUACAUCGCCGGCGCCCUCUCCGCAAUCCUCUUCUCCAACAUCUCUGACCGCUACAACUGGCGCUUCCCCUUUGUCGCAACGCCCCUCCUCCUAAUAAUCAUAGGGUACGCCAUAAUACUCGGCCUAAAAGGCCAGCUAGAGUCCCACGUCGGCCCAGGCUUUUUCGCCCUCAUCGUCGCAUGCAUGGGCAUCUACCCAACAUACCCAGCAACGGCCUCCUGGGCAAUCAACAACCUGGCCCCGUCGAAGCGCCGCGCAAUUGGGAGCGCGUUCAAUAUCUGUCUGGGGAAUACCGGCGGGAUUAUUGGGAGCUAUAUGUAUCUGGAUCGCGAGGCGCCGACGUAUCAGACGGGGUUUGGGCUUUCGUUGGCGUUUGGGCUUUCGGGGUUGCUUGUUGCAAGUGUUUUGGAGGUGUCGCUUGUGAGGGCGAAUAGGAGGAAUGCCGCCAUGUCGGAGAUGGAAGUUAGGGAGAAGUACACGGAUGAGCAGCUCCUGGCGUUGGGGGAUAGGUCGCCGCUUUUUAGGUACAUGCUGUGA